CACCCGGGUUGCGCCGUGUUCUGUCUCUGCCUCACCCACAUCUCUGGGCACUCCCUCUCUGCCCCACAGGAAUGUGUUAGAAGCCCCCGUGACCCAUAAAUGCCCUUUCUCAGUCACGACACCCAAAGAAAGAGGCAUUUUGUCCCUGCUGGCAAGGUACAUGCUGAGCAGGAGAGGAGAUGACUCCCAGCAAGUGCCACAGGGUUUUUCUCCCUGCAGGGAGACUGAGCAGGCACAGAGUCACCAAACCCCCAAAUAUUUCACGACUUUUCAUAGGCUUCAUGACAGAUAGGAGCAGUUUCCCAUGAGGGUGAUUGUUCACAGGCAGACACGAGUGAGCUGUGUGAUGAGCAGGUCUGCUCCUGCCAGCGCCGUGUCUGGGGCUGGGAAGGACAACAGAGCCGGACAGGGGCUGGGACAAGGGAAGGACAGGACCCAGGGAAGGCUCCCACUGCCAGAGGGCAGGGCUGGCCCAGGGGAUAAAACCCGGCCCAGGCUGGGGCUCAGCUCAGCCCCGUGCCCUCCUGCAGCCCAGCAGAGCCGCCACCAUGGUGCACUGGACAGCCGAGGAGAAGCAGCUCAUCGCCAGCGUCUGGGGCAGGGUCAGCGUGGAGGAAUGCGGCGCCGAGGCCCUGGCCAGGCUGCUGAUCGUCUACCCCUGGACCCAGAGGUUCUUCUCGGACUUCGGGAACCUGUCCAGCCCCACGGCCAUCGUCGGCAACCCCAAGGUGCGUGCCCACGGCAAGAAGGUGCUCACCUCCUUCGGGAAAGCCAUCAAGAACCUGGACAACCUCAAGGGCACCUACUCCAAGCUGUCGGAGCUGCACGUGGACCCCGAGAACUUCAGGGCGAGCUGUGUUUGCCGUGCCAGCCCUCCCCUGGCUGCCUGGGCACAGCCAGACCUGGCUCUUGCUCUGCCCAGGGACGUUUGCUUGGGCUGCUGGGGAGGAAUCCCUGUGUAGCACCCAGGAGAGGUUUGUACAAAGGUCUUUGCCACCGUGUCUGUGAGUUUCUCCCUCAAAAGUCCAUUUUUAGUGGCAGCACAGCACAGGGGAGGGCAGGCAUGGAGAGACGGUUACCUGGAGGAGCAGCCCCAGGGGAAGCUGCAGCCUGGGCUGGAGCACUCGCAGCAGGGGGAGGCUCAGCAGAGCAUUUCAGAACAUCCAAGCUCCCACUGCAAGAUAGGCAGAACCAGGAGCAGAGUCCUGCUUUGCCCAGCAUGGGGCAUGGCACACUCCCUCCUCCUCCAAUACUUUUAA
Taeniopygia guttata (zebra finch) is the source of this 1259-nucleotide messenger RNA. NCBI's taxonomy places the organism in Eukaryota, Metazoa, Chordata, Aves, Passeriformes, Estrildidae. The record is from RefSeq and is a predicted model, not a curated record.